This is a messenger RNA of Staurois parvus, 350 nucleotides long. The record is from the annotation of a GenBank genome assembly. NCBI's taxonomy places the organism in Eukaryota, Metazoa, Chordata, Amphibia, Anura, Ranidae.
GACAAAAAAUGGAACACACCAGCAGUGUGAGGAGACCUGAAAGUGGCACAUGGCAUGGCAGAGUGUGGCGAUGGAGACAGCAGCAAUGGGAGGCCGUACAGGGACCCAUGAGAGACUGUGGACCUGGCAGCAGCAUGAGGAGGCAGUACUGGGGCCCAUGGCAGAUUACGGGCCUGGCAGCAGCAAUGGGAGGCCCGUAAUCUGCUAGCACCCUAUGACAAAAAAUGUAACACACCAGCAGUGUGAGGAGACCUGAAAGUGGCACAUGGCAGAGUGUGGCGAUGGAGACAGCAGCAUUGGGAGGCCGUUACAGGGACCCAUGAGACACUGUGGACCUGGCAGCAGCAUGA